AUAUAUAUAAACACAAUUUUCAUUUGAAAAUAAAUCGUUCAUAGGUGUAAAAUUCAUUCAUUUGUCAUGUAAAAUCAAAAUAACAUACAAAUACAUUGAAAUACACAACAAUUUGAUGUAAAUUGAUGAGAGAAGUCAUCAUAAAUGAUACAAAUUUGAGGUUAUAAUACAAACAAUAUCAAUAAAACACAGUGUUGACAGAAUCAGUCAAUGACAGAUUGAUUUGCAUAUCGGCAACUUGCUUUUUCUUAAUACCUUCGUGUUGCAGUCGCGCCAUUUUAGUAUACUGAGAACCAUCGAUGCAAUCAUUUUAAUUCACACAUAGUGAAACUGAUGAAGUAUUUUGUAAUAAUUGUCCUAAACUAUAAUCGAACUGUGACCAAUUAGUAAACGUCUUUGUGAAUCGUCCAAUAUUGUCCAAUUUUUAUACUUUUGAAUAAAUACUGCCGUUCAGUAGAAAAUGGGAAUCAAAGGUUUUGAAAAAUACAUCAUAUCAAACGUUCACAAGGGGUUCGUCGAACAAAUUAACAUUCGUGCUGAAAUUCGAAAAUGGCGAGAAGAGCAUGGCAGAGACCCAACAAUUAUCAUCGACUUGAAAGAGUUGAACCGAGUGCUCGGUGACCGAGUCAAUCGACAUCAAACGUUCGAAAUGGCUCUGUUCAAUGGUGGUCGAUACCAAAAGUUUAAUGAAAUUUUGGAGUACUUUUUUGGCGAGAUGAAAAUUUCCGGUGCCAAUUUGGUAUUCAUCGCCAGAUUGGAUGAAGGUAAAUACAAAGAUGUUAAGGCAUUUAAAUCGUCAUCAGCGCGCCCGAACGAACGCAUGUUAUUCAAUAUGUUGCAUUCGAUUUGUUCGAAAUUUGGUGAGGUGCAUGUUUCUUAUGGUUUGAAGAAGUGCGCCAUAGUGGCAUAUGUCCACCAGCAUCGAGACAACAUCAUGGCGUUAAUCACUCGUGAUACGAAUUUUUUGGUGUUCAGCGAUGUUUAUGAACUUUGGAGCCUAAAUGAAGUUGACUUUCGGUAUUUGAAAAUCGCAAGAUUCGAUCGCAACCGUAUCUAUCGCGAUCUGAAUUUGAAUGCUCAACAAAUGCACCUGAUGUUGGCCAUUAAUGAACUCCAGCCAAGUACGAAACGUAAACUGGUCGGAGACAGAGAUGGAAAAUUGCCUGCUUUGGUUAACUACGUGAGACCAUUGCAACUUCGACGUAAUGGUUAUGACAUCAAUCUGCUCACUGCCAACGCCGAUCUGAAUGAAGAUGAGCGAAAUGAGCUAGAAGUUGAAAUAGCCCAUAUGCUGAGCGUUAUCAACUACUCCGACAAUUUCAAUGAAGACAUUUACGAGGGACUGAUUCUGGACUUGGUGAACAAUGACGAAUCGUUCAAUAGACUGUUGCAAUUAUUCAAAGAGAAUAUUUACUUUGCAUACAAAUUGAUGAACGAAACGUCCACUGUUCAAAAAGAUUUGCUACUCAUUGAUAUUUGUCGCCCGGAUGCAAUGCCAUUCAUUGACUUGGUAAUCAAUGUGACGAUGCGGAUGUGUGGCGUCAUUUUCAUGGAUGUCGAAGAAGAUAAACAACCAAAAACUCGAUCGGUUAAAUUCCAACGGGUUCGUGGUGAACCAGCUGUUCAAUCGGAAAUGGAAAUCAUUUAUCCACCGAUGCAAAUGACAAGUUUGAUCGAACUCAUUGUGGAAGAGGACUGUAAAUCAGUCGAUUGGUGUCGUUGGUAUCUUCUGCGUUGGUUGCUCGACGUGCCCAAAGCACCAAUAACCAAGAUAGAAACGUCACAAUCUUCAAAAUACAUGCGAAUUGCCACAUUGACGCUGGAUUUCCUGAAACAUCAUGGAAUAAUAAGAGGCCGUGAAGCAAACGCUAUUCUGGAAGUCGAAUCGAGUGUCCAAAGUGCGACGAAUCCACGGACCAGCCGCACGCCACCACCGAAACCGCAGUGGAAAUGGGACGAUGCAGAUGCUUCAUGGGUUCAAAUAGCACACAAAUACACCAUCACCUUCGAGCUCAUUUGCCACUGUCUCGAAGUUUGCGGCCUACGAAAUGAAACGGCCCUCAUUCAGUUCGAUGCAUAUGAGCUAUAUGCACGCCGUGCAUAGUACGGAAAAUGACACAACACCAUGGUGAGGCGAUUUAAAAACGAUCGUGGAUCGAUUGCAGGACUUAUUUUCAUUAAAUAACCAAUUUUCAAGUCGAAAAUGUCGCUGCUUAGAUUAAGUAAUUAAAGAUAAUGAUUAAGACGAAAAGAUAAAGAAAACUCAGAAGAUUAGAAUCUCAAAACAUUCAUUACAUUCAAAGUCCACCCAAAUUUGAUUUUAGACUAUCAUAGACAAUGAUACUUUUAGUAAAUUUGGUUAGGUAAUAUGACUAAUAUUACUUUCAAGAAACAAAACUUGUUUUUGCUCAAGAGAGAAAAAAAAAACAAAGAUCCAAUGUAAACAAUGUAAUGAUUUAAUGCAAACAAACAGUGUUUGUUAGCUCUGUCAUUUUUAGGUUUUUGUGUCACAUACAGAAAAUAUUGACCACA
Sitodiplosis mosellana (orange wheat blossom midge) is the source of this 2532-nucleotide messenger RNA. RefSeq lists its product as uncharacterized. The record is from RefSeq and is a predicted model, not a curated record. The transcript is spliced from 5 exons. Lineage: Eukaryota; Metazoa; Arthropoda; Insecta; Diptera; Cecidomyiidae. The coding region runs from base 461 to 2104 and encodes 547 amino acids.